Exophiala viscosa is the source of this 389-nucleotide messenger RNA. Its product is annotated as ribosomal protein L37ae. Gene Ontology annotation, cellular component: ribosome. Bases 91 to 309 code for a protein of 72 amino acids. Gene Ontology annotation, biological process: translation. The transcript has 2 exons. Lineage: Eukaryota; Fungi; Ascomycota; Eurotiomycetes; Chaetothyriales; Herpotrichiellaceae. The record is from RefSeq and is a predicted model, not a curated record. Gene Ontology annotation, molecular function: structural constituent of ribosome.
UUUCCUCAAACUGCGGCCGACGUUGGUCAAUCUGUUGUCAACGACUAUCAUCCUCAAUCCUCACAACUCCCUUCGUCUACAUCCGCCAAAAUGACGAAGCGCACAAAGAAGGUCGGUGUGACCGGUAAAUACGGUACCCGUUAUGGUGCCUCCCUCCGAAAGCAAGUCAAGAAGAUGGAAAUCAGCCAGCACGCCCGAUACAUCUGCACCUUCUGCGGCAAGAACACUGUCAAGAGACACUCCGUCGGAAUUUGGCAAUGCAAGGGUUGCAAGAAGACGAUUGCUGGAGGCGCAUGGACUGUUUCGUAAGUCAAGAGCAGGAUAUACAAGGAAAUCAUCCCCCAAAAUCCUAACCGAGUGCAACAGAACUCCCGCUGCUGCCGCCACGA